GCAAAUAGUAUGUCUGACUUGUCCGGUGUUAGAACAAACAGAUAAUAUCUAAUGGUCUAAUAGACCGUCUUAUUUCUUAUAACAGAUGGCUCUGUCAAUAGUACAAAUGAUGGAUAUUGACCCCGAAAGCCAGAAAUCACUCGAGUCGCUCCAAGAGGCAAUAAAGCAAGCGGUUGUAAAGAAAAUAGAGAACGAUAAUGUGCAGUAUUUAAACCAAAUCCUUGACACAGCUGUUGCGCCACUUCUAAAAUCUCUGAAGUUGGAUGUAAGUAGGAAUCGCUUAAGAAAAGGGCUAGCUAACAGCUCUCGCAGCACCUAGGGUAUGCCGCAUGGAAGAUCGUCAAAGCCAUUACUAUAGAGAACGAGAC
Messenger RNA from Aspergillus steynii IBT 23096, 368 nucleotides. RefSeq lists its product as uncharacterized. Lineage: Eukaryota; Fungi; Ascomycota; Eurotiomycetes; Eurotiales; Aspergillaceae. The coding region runs from base 86 to 319 and encodes 77 amino acids. The transcript has a single exon. The record is from RefSeq and is a predicted model, not a curated record.